This is a messenger RNA of Sphenostylis stenocarpa, 516 nucleotides long. The record is from the annotation of a GenBank genome assembly. Lineage: Eukaryota; Viridiplantae; Streptophyta; Magnoliopsida; Fabales; Fabaceae.
AUGAGCAGCAACACUGCAGUUGAUUCCCCUGGAUUCCUUGGCUCAACCAACAUCAGUGGCUAUAGUUAUGGCAUAGGAAUCUCCAUUGGAAUUCUCUUGCUCAUCAUGGCCAUUACUCUAACUUCCUACUUCUGCACCAGAACAAAUGUCUCAUUUGCUCCAGCAACUAGGAGCAGGAGACUCGCCCCAAAUGUUCUUCAACCACAGCACUCUAUAGUUGAUGGAAGCUUAGAUGAAGCCACGAUUCGGAGUUAUCCAACCCUGCUGUACUCUGAAGCCAAGGUCCAGAAGUCUGAUUCCACUGCAACAUGUUGCUCCAUUUGUCUGACAGAUUACAAGUGUACUGAUAUGCUUCGCGUGCUACCAGAUUGUGGGCACCAAUUCCACCUCAAGUGCAUAGAUCCAUGGUUGAGAUUGCAUCCCACUUGUCCAGUUUGUAGAACAUCUCCAAUUCCAACGCCACUCUCAACUCCUCUGGCUGAAGUGGUUCCAUUGGCUAUCAGACAGGAUUCAUAG